Helicoverpa armigera (cotton bollworm) is the source of this 1802-nucleotide messenger RNA. RefSeq lists its product as uncharacterized. Gene Ontology annotation, biological process: piRNA processing. The record is from RefSeq and is a predicted model, not a curated record. Lineage: Eukaryota; Metazoa; Arthropoda; Insecta; Lepidoptera; Noctuidae. Bases 206 to 838 code for a protein of 210 amino acids. Gene Ontology annotation, cellular component: mitochondrion. The transcript has a single exon. Gene Ontology annotation, molecular function: RNA endonuclease activity producing 5'-phosphomonoesters, hydrolytic mechanism.
UGUCAGCAUGCCGUAAACAUUGCGAAACUGGGCAAUUGGCAAAACUAAAGAUGUGAUUGCCGAUUAAAACCUAAUUUUCUUUGAUAUCUGACAACAUAAAGUUACAGAUAAUUAUAAAAGAAUCUCAACUAAAUAAGAUUCAAUAAGUCAUCUAACGUCUGAGACCGAUAUUGUGUUUUAAUUCAGAUGAUAUGAAAAUAUAAACAUGUCUCUGAAAAGUUACAGCCAAACUUUGUUUCUGUUAUUAUCGUUAGCAUUCGUUACCCGCGUAACAUACAAUUACUUAACAAAGAAGAAAAAGGAGGAGAAAUGCAAGAAAAAAGAAAUCCAGGAGGUAAUAAUGUUCUCUUACGGAGUAGAAGAAGUUAAAAAGAGUAAAUAUUCGCGCUGCAUGAUAACAAAAAGUAUGGAUAGAUUAUUGUAUUAUUUGAACCAGCCUCGUCAUACUUUGGACAUUUGUAUGUAUGUAUGGACUAAUAUGGAUAUUACUAACGCUGUAUUAAAAUUGCACUAUCGAGGAGUUAGGAUAAGGGUCAUAUUAGAUGCUGAUAUGGCAUUUUCAUCUGGAUCGAGUGUAAGGAGGUUAGAAAAGCAGCGCAUACCGGUUCGUUGGAUGAAGUCGACGAAUUUGAUGCACCACAAGUUUUGUUUAGCAGAUACGCUAAGUGCAGAUCCCUCAGUAUUGCCGUUUUUGAUGGCCGGCUCCCUGAACUGGACUAACCAAGCGUUGUGCGGCAACUUUGAAGAUUGCUUGGUAACUUCACAGAAGGAAUUGGUAGAACAAUACAGAAGAGAAUUUGAAAGGCUUUGGAUUUUAUUCAAGCCAAUUGUUGAUUAGUGCGGGCCACAUCAUGUAAUUUCUUGAAAUAACAGUGAGACUGUUAUUUGUGCUUUUAUUAGGCAUGUUCAUUUCUUUCUUGGCUGACUGCCGAUCCCCUGUUAAAUAUUGUGUACAGUACAGUUAUUUUAAAUGUGCACAUUUACUUUGAGACUAUUAUAUAAGAAAACAUUAUUGUAAUAAGUUAGUUCGCUAGAAUUUCAAAUAAUUUAGGAAUUAAGUAUUAAUUAUUUGUUUCUCUUUCAUUAAUUUACUAGGUGUAAGCAAGAAGUGUCAUUAAAGCAAUAACUAGCCAUUACACCUGUGUUCCAGGGAUAUUCUUUCCAUACUGGGCUAAAAUAUAGCCCAUGUUACUCAGGAAUAUUGUAGCAUUCCUACAGUGAAAGGCUUUUUUUUUCAUCGGUUCCAUAGUUUCAGAGCCUGUGUACAAAGAAAAAAAUCCUCUUUGUUAUGUUAGUAUACAUAAAUAUAAGUCAUCCAGGCUAACAUUUUAUUACUGCGUUUUUCAUUUGGAAGAAGUGACAAAAUUGUUUUAAAAUAAUGUAUGUUUUGAAUGUGAUCAGUAAAUUUUAAUAUUAAUAUUAAAAAAAAAAUGCUGCUCAGCAGUGCUGUAGUAUUAACUCAGUCUAAGCAUAAACAAAGCUGUCUUGUUUGCAGGUCCAAAAAUAACUUUAUAAUGUUUUUAAUGGCAAAUAAAAUUACUAAUUGUUAUACUUGUUUAUUAAUUUAGUGGUAGGUAUGUAUGUAUGUAAGAGGCAAAAAUUAAGUACUAGCUAAAUGGAAGGCAAAACAUGGCCUUUUGUAACAUUGUUUUUAUAAAGGAUUCAAAGAAUCUAAAAUUAUUAGGUAGGUAAUUAAUACUCUUAAUUGUAAGUAGGUAUUAUGAGAAAAUGCUAAUUAGGUUUGCAUGUAAGUACCUGUGUUUUACCUAGUUGUUAAGAAUAAAUGAUGAUUACUUAGUUUU